GCGGAUUCCACAGACGGACCUUGGUCCCGGCGCUCCCGCUGCCGGGUGACACGAGCCCAAGCCGCCGCCACUGCCGCCGCCUCGGCAGCCCGUGGCCGCAGCCCUGCCUGCAGCACCAUGGAGUUCUCCGAGAGGAAAAGGAGCAGGAAAUCCCAGAGCUUCAAACUGGUGAGCGGAGAUUAUCACCAUGAGGUAUAUAAGCUCUCAGAAUUCAGCAACGAUGUCAAUGGGGAGGCCAAAGAGACACAACCCAUUUUUUUAGGAGGUGAAAGCAUGGAAAUUAAAAAACAAAUUACAGGAAUGAGAAGAUUACUGAAUGAUAGCGCUGGGAGGAUCUAUCAACGUGUUGGCAAGGAAGGUGAAAAAUUAAAAGAAGAACCCCAGGAUUUAGACGCUAUCUGGCCUCAGCGUCUGAACUCUGCUGAGGCCCCACAGAGCCUCCCCCCUUCUUCCCGGGGUGCGUGGAAUGAGUUCCCAGCCCAGAGCGGGCAGUUCUCAGGGCAGUCUGGCCCCCGCUCUAGAACCUUCCAGAGUCAGCCCCACACUGCUGGGAGCUCCAAUGGAGAACUUCCAGUGGGGAAUUCGUCAGCUGGAUCAAACUGCUGUACUUGUAACUGCCAAUCAACAUUGCAGGCCAUUCUCCAAGAGCUCAAGACAAUGCGGAAAUUAAUGCAAAUUCAAGCAGUUGGAACCCAAAACAGACAACAACCCCCAAUUUCCCUUAUAUGCUCCCAGCGAACUGCUGUCUCGCGCAAGAGAAAUAAAAAGAAAAAAGUGCCCCCUAAGACUGUUGAACCUCUUACUGUGAAACAGAAACCCAGUGUGUUAGAGACCGAGAAGAAGACAGCUGCGGCCUCCGAGCAGUCUGCCCUCCCGGCGGCUGAGCGCCCCUCCGCUGCAGAGAACCGCGUCCUGGGGUUUGGCAUCGUUCUGGAAUCACCUUCCUCAGAUCCAGAAGUGCAACUUGCUGAAGGCUUUGAUGUGUUUAUGCCUAAAUCUCAGCUGGAUUCUAUAUUGUCAAACUACACUCGCUCAGGAAGCCUUCUGUUUAGAAAACUGGUGUGUGCAUUUUUUGAUGACAAGACUUUGGCUAACUCCUUACCCAAUGGGAAGAGGAAAAGAGGACUGAAUGACAACCGGAAAGGACUAGACCAAAAUAUUGUGGGUGCAAUAAAAGUCUUCACAGAAAAGUACUGUACUGCUAAUCAUGUGGAUAAACUUCCUGGCCCGAGAGACUGGGUACAGAUUCUACAGGAUCAAAUUAAGCUGGCCAGAAGAAGGUUAAAAAGAGGCUCAGCAGAGGUAGCUGACGGUGAUGAAAGACUGGACGGCAUCUCUCUACCACCAACAGGUAAAAAAGCCUGAGGCCCAGAAACACUAAAUGACUUUCUGAAGGUCUCACAGCUGGUGGGUGGCCUGCCAAGAGGCCAGGCCCCUCGACUCCUGGUCCUUACACCGCGUAGCUUUCUUACACCUAAGCCAAAGCCAGCUUUUCUCUGCAUGUUCCUUAAAGAUCCCAAGAGUUGAUGGAUGUACUAAUCCCUUUAGGAUCCCAGCUCACAGUCUCACAGUCUCCACAACUAGAAUGUCCGUCAUAAGUCCCCAUGAAGUCCACUGCGGUUUCAAACUCAUGGAAUUCUUUCUCGAAUGUUGGCCCAAGGCUGUGAGGCCAUAACGGAGACAGGAGUAGAAUGGCCCUGCAGGUCUUUUCACUAGACUCUUGAUAGAUAUUUGACACAAAUUACUAAACGGGGUAAUCAAUAAUACCAUUUAUCAUUUAGAAAAGGGGAAAAGAAUUUCCAGAUUCAUGCCCCAAAUUUGCAGGAAUGAAAUUAAAUCUCGAUUAGAGUAUCCUGUCUCUUGAUUGUCACCAAAGUAAAACCCCAAUCUGGUCGCUUCUCUGAACUCAAGGCUACUACUGAUCCCUCCCUCCUUGCGCGCACUGCAAGGAGACUGUGUGGGAGGUUAACUCCACCUUUCUCGUGCAAGGAGCUUCAUCCUGGCGUUGGAGACUCACAGGCCAGACCUUCUGUAUCACAUGUAUCUGAGCUGGCACCAGUUGGUCCUCUCGAAAGAUUUAACAAUGCCUUGAUUAACUUUAGGUCUUUUUCCCUUCCAAAUUCAUGUGUAUUGAGUAGGGUCGGGGAGAGGGGUAAACCCUUAGUGUUUCUAUGAACCAGAAUCAGGCAGGUCAGAGGUAGAGUCUGGCAGUCAAAUGACAUUUGUCUCAAUCCAUUACAUUUAAGCAAACUUCUGUGUCUAGUCUUAACAAAAUUGGAUACAGAUUUUAUGGUGAGAAAACAUUUUCUUAAUUUCCUUGUCCUUGACCCUGUCAGUGAGCAUUUUCGAGCAGCUCCCAGGAACCAGCACCGUGGUAGGUUCUAGUGAACAAACGCCCACCCCCAGACAGCGAUGGCCAGUGAGACAGGCAGAAGCCAGAGCGCUCUGAUACUGACAAAAAACAUCCAGGAUUUGGGAACAACUUGUGGUGGCGGAAGGUGAAGUCAUAACAGUGCUUUCUGAAAUUUCAUAAAGAGGCUUCUGAACUUGAAAUAGAGGAGUACAGAGCUCAUCUGGGCUUAGCAAUCUUUGUUGUAAAGUGGCAUUCUUUUACAUAUUAUAAAAAUUAAUAAAGAAAAGUAUAAGGAAGAAAAUGUAAAUUAAUUUUACCACCCAGAGACAAUCAUUAAAAUCAUUGGGGUUUUCUUUCCCCAGACUUUUCUCUAUAUUUAUUUGAUUUAUCCAACAGAGAUCAAAUACAUAAAAUUUUGUUUUCCUGAGUUGUUUUUUUUUAACCUAACAAGCAUUUUCC
Pteronotus mesoamericanus is the source of this 2812-nucleotide messenger RNA. RefSeq names its product BEN domain containing 7 (gene BEND7). The transcript has 9 exons. Lineage: Eukaryota; Metazoa; Chordata; Mammalia; Chiroptera; Mormoopidae. Bases 118 to 1365 code for a protein of 415 amino acids. The record is from RefSeq and is a predicted model, not a curated record. Gene Ontology annotation, molecular function: DNA binding.